UGAAGCAGGCGGCUAUUUACAUGUGUGCGAAGCCUUGAGCUGGAAGCAGGAGUGCAACACAAUUCGGAAUACUGCGUAGAAAGAGGCUGGUUGUUAAACUUUCUGGAACGCCAUAACGAUGGCUCCGCGUCGUAAACGUGCAUCUACGGGCAAGUCCACUGAGACAACGGCGAAGAAAGCCAAGCCGGAAGAAACUGCAUCCAAACCGGUUGAGGAACAAACGAAAGGCUCAAAGGAUGGAGCGUACGUAUUCGUCGAACACUGUAAAUCAUGAUCCGUGUUUAAGCGCAAGGCCGCCGAGGUCCAUUCGGAACUGUGCGAGCUUGCGCCGGAACACAACCUACAGCUUGUGUUGAACGAGAACGGAAAGCCGCGCAAGGGUGCGUUUGAGAUCUUCAUCGCAAAGUCGAUGGACGGUGAGAAGGUGCAGGUUUGGUCCGGAUUGCCCAAGGGACCACCUAGGAAAGACAAGUUUCCAGAGGCAAAGAGUAUCCUCGAUGAUGUUCUUAAGGCGUUGAAGUAGGGUACACGCCAUUAAGGAUUGGUGCGGUGGG
Messenger RNA from Anopheles maculipalpis, 554 nucleotides. RefSeq names its product selenoprotein H-like. The transcript is spliced from 2 exons. Gene Ontology annotation, cellular component: Golgi apparatus. The record is from RefSeq and is a predicted model, not a curated record. Lineage: Eukaryota; Metazoa; Arthropoda; Insecta; Diptera; Culicidae.